UCCAGCCGCUGAGCUGCACAUCAGAUCAAGGGGCACGCAGGCUAGGAGCCGCCACCAAGCAGCUCACGACAAGUCGACGAGGCCUGUGGGUUCCCACAACCAAUAGCACGUCACACUUACGGCGCAUGCCGCGGGUGCGGGGUGGGUUCCCAUGCUUCCAAUGGUCCCUCUAGCGGCUCCCAAUUCCCAUUCCCAUUCCCAUUCCCUUCGAUCCGUUUCUCGCCGUGUCCCUCCGCGGCCCGUCUCUCCAACUGUCUGCCCGUCACCUGGUCCGGGCUCUGCGGCCAUCAUUCCAUCGUUUUUCCCCACACAUCAGUGUCAUCAAUGGCGGGGUAGCGGCCCCAUCUCCCCGGCCCGGCCGUUAGUGACGCCGCCAGUGCCGCUCCCAUACGACUAUGACACUGGUUCUGCUGCAUCCUCUCGUCCCGGUACACCACGAAGCCACAGCAAUAACGGCAGCCGUCCCAUAACAAUCGAGCUACCUCAGCACCGACGCUUCAGUGCCGCUCCCACCCGUACUCCUCCAGAGCCCCUGUCGGCAAGAGGAGAUCUCCCCGGAGGCUACUUUCCCCUCCACGAAGACCCCAACUCUCGUGUCCACCGCCCUCAUCCGUUCCAAGCCCAUCACGACGCCAGGAUGGCCAGGCAUCAGUCCAUGGGCCUUGUCGCCGACCCGAGGGCUGCGUACGCCGAUCGCCCGACGUCACACCCCGCCCCGGGUUUGUCCAUGGCACAGUCCAACACCCCCGUCGCCUCCUACCUCCCCGCUGGAUUCCACGACAGUCCCCUACCGAUGGGCAAGUACUACCCCUCCAACUACGAACAGCGAAACGCCAGCCAGACAAGUUUGCGCCAAUCAUUCUCGGGUUCUCUGGCCUCAAACUCUACCUCCGACUCUGACGGGACUCUUCGUCAACCCGACCGAUCCCACAUCGCCACCCCCGAAUCAGAGAUUCAACGCAAAUUACAGCAGUAUCAGCGGGACAUGGUUGCACAGGCCAGCAUGGCUGCCAACGAACUCAUCGGUAGCUCCACCAGCUCUGAAGCAAAGCUGGGAACCGGCAGGUCCUUCGGCAGCAUGCGCAUUCGAGAGGCACGCUUCACUGCCCCGGUUCCCCUCAAGCCCAUGUCGCCCAAGCUUCUCCCUCUAGGUAGUCCGGGACCGGUGACACCAAUGACCCUUGAGUCAGGUGGGUGUUACCUGAGCAUCAAGAGAGUGGAGGGUGCACGAGAGGAAAAUUGUGGUGCUACAGGAGGUUUAUGAUUUGUUACUCAUGUCUAAACACACUUAACACCUUGACAAAAAGUCCGCACAUGGCUUUCGAAACAAGGCGGCCAUGCACACGGAGGCCACCUUUGAGCAUGUACUUUUGCGUUUCAUUUCCGGCGUUGAUUGGAUUUGGCUUGUGGGCGGCAGCAUGAUUGUCUCCAGGCUUGGACAGGUUCAGAACAUUCGUGUGCAUAUCG
Ilyonectria robusta is the source of this 1467-nucleotide messenger RNA. RefSeq lists its product as uncharacterized. The coding region runs from base 152 to 1264 and encodes 370 amino acids. The record is from RefSeq and is a predicted model, not a curated record. The transcript is spliced from 3 exons. NCBI's taxonomy places the organism in Eukaryota, Fungi, Ascomycota, Sordariomycetes, Hypocreales, Nectriaceae.